Camelus dromedarius (Arabian camel) is the source of this 3700-nucleotide messenger RNA. RefSeq names its product solute carrier family 35 member G1 (gene SLC35G1). Gene Ontology annotation, cellular component: endoplasmic reticulum membrane; plasma membrane. The record is from RefSeq and is a predicted model, not a curated record. The transcript has 3 exons. NCBI's taxonomy places the organism in Eukaryota, Metazoa, Chordata, Mammalia, Artiodactyla, Camelidae. Bases 85 to 1182 code for a protein of 365 amino acids. Gene Ontology annotation, biological process: regulation of cytosolic calcium ion concentration; calcium ion export across plasma membrane.
CAACCGGCCGGAAGAGCUGGGCAGCAAACCCGCUGCCGCGGGCGCUAGACGCCGCCGUGGCCGCGUGGAGAACGCCGCCCGGCGAUGCGGCCCCUGGACAACUCCGGGGCCGCGGAGCAGCUGGCGUCCGGGCUGCAGAUGAAGGACAACCGGCCCCCGGGCGCCAGCCAGCAGCCGGCUGCCGCCGAGGUAGCGGAGACCCCUGGUCCUGGCAGGUGCUGGCAAUGCGGUUCCUCGCCGUGCGGCUCGAGCGCGCAGCAGGAAGCUGAGAAGAAAGCACCCUGCCCUGGACUUGGCUUGUUUUACACAUUAUUGUCUGCCUUCUUUUUCUCAGUGGGCUCUUUAUUGGUUAAAAAAGUGCAAGACAUCCAUGCUGUAGAAAUUAGUGCAUUCCGAUGUGUGUUCCAAAUGCUAAUCAUUAUCCCUUGCUUAAUAUACAGAAAAACUGGAUUUAUAGGCCCAAAAAGUCAACGAAUCUUCCUCCUUCUCAGAGGAGUCCUCGGUUCUAUUGCCAUGAUCCUUUUAUACUACGCCUUCCAGGCAACGUCCCUCGCUGAUGCCACAGUUAUCACAUUUAGCUGUCCAGUGUUUACAUCUAUAUUUGCUUGCAUAUUUCUCAAGGAAAAAUACAGCCCUUGGGAUGCUCUCUUCACCGCAUUCACGAUCACUGGAGUGAUCCUUAUUGUGAGGCCACCAUUUCUGUUUGGUUCCAGUGCCGUGGAGAUGGAAGAAGACUAUUCAGUCCACCUGAAGGGCACGUUCGCAGCGCUUGCACAUGCCGUCUUUGCUGCGGUGACUCUAGUCAUCCUAAGGAAAAUGGGGAAAUCUGUGGACUACAUGUUGAGCAUUUGGUAUUAUGUAGUGGCUGGCCUCAUCGAGUGCGUCACUGUCCUUUUUGCAUUAGGAGAAUGGAGUUUGCCCUACUGUGGGCUGGACAGGCUGUUUCUCAUACUAAUUGGGCUGUGUGGUUUGGGGGGUCAGGUGUUUCUCACAAAAGCCAUUCAGAUAGAAAAAGCAGGCCUGGUAGCACUAAUGAAGACGAUGGAUGUGGUCUUUGCUUUUAUCUUUCAGGUUAUUUUCUUUAAUAAUAUACCAUCAUGGUGGACAGUGGGUGGCUCCCUCUGUGUAGUAGCCAGCAGUACUGGAGCCGCCAUUCGUAAGUGGUACCAGAGUUCCAGAUGAAGCAUCAUUGCUGAAAUGUGUUUAUUUAUUUUUUAAGAACAAGGAAACGUUUAAUGGUUACACUGCUACAGCAACAGCGGGCCACACAGACAAGAGGUGCCUAUGUGAGCACCAAGGGUCGGUUGUUGGGGUCUUUUAUAAAUGUGUAUUUUUUUAAAGAACACCAUCACCCAGUUCAGACACUUCACACACACAUGCAUACACACACCUGGAAAAUCUGCAUUUACUUCAUUGAUUAUAUUUAAUAAAUUUCAUAAUUAAAGUGCCACUUUUGAAUAUGGUAUGUCUUUAAUUAGUUAAAAACAGCCAGUCAGUUUGGUGUAGCAACUUUAUUUUAAUCAAUUAUUUUUUGGUUUUGGGUUUUUUGUUGUUAUUGGGGUGGCAUUGAUAAGAGGACAGAUCAUUAGUUGAAGAAAAACUGCACAAUUUUUUAUGACUAAGUAUAAAUAUCUGUAAUUUUUCAAAGUGUAUUUUUGGUACUGAUGGGAUACAGGUGGGAGGAAAUUUUAGAUGCUCUUUUAGCAGUGUAGAGGCUAAGAGACUUACUGAUAACAAUGCUGCUAUAUAAUUAGUGUUAUGUUGAUAAUUCAUUUGAAAUGUAAUGCCAUUUAGGAGGCCAAAGCUGAAAUUUGGAGUAGGUGCCUACUUAAUGGUGUUUAUAAAACAAAUGAAUUAGCCUUAUUUUCAAGGCUUUUAAAAAUGAUCGUCAUUCUUUUAACCCCUAUUUGUGCCUUUUUCACUUUAAUGCUGAAAUUUUGAUAUGUAAACUUAAAUCUUUAAAUCACCAAAUUUGGCUAGUGGUUUUCUGCUUGAGUGGCAUUAGCAACUGUGGCUACAUUAUAUAAUUUUAAUUGUCCUCUGUUUUUUUUUGAAACUGCACUACGUUUUUUUUUAACAUGCUAACAUUUCAGGUGUUUAAAUCACAAGUGAGAAAUUUUGGCAUGACCAAUGUGCACAUUUCCAUCCUGAAGUGUUUUCUCAGAACUAGAAAUUUGAUUUUUUAUAAAUUCAGUUGACUUUAUGGUGUGAUGCCAAAUAAAAUUUUCUCAGGAUUUUAUCAGGUUGAACCAUAAGAAAUUGAUGAGAUUUUACCUUUUUAACUUACAAAAAACCCCAUAGUUUCUUAUGGUUCAUCCUAAUAGAUACCUCUCUUACCUUCUAAACCAAAUACUUAGAGAACUUUGGAGAAUAUAUAUAUAUAUGUAUAUAUAUAUAUAUAUAUACAUAUAUAUAUAUAUAUUUUAAACUACUUUUUGAAGUACAGUAAUCCUAGUAAACUUAUUUUUAUGGUCUUUUUCCCUUAUGGAAUUAUAUGUAAUAAUGCCUCAUGUUCUAUAUUAAAUGUAAAGACCUGUGAAUCCAUGGUUGAUUGAUUUGUGUAGUUUCUUAAAUAGAAAAAAAAUCACUGUUAAAUUCUAAUAAAUCAAUAUGGUAUUAAAUGUUAGUGCUGCACCAUGGUACUAGUGUUAUGAAUUCAAACAGCAUAUUUUAUGUUUGGAACUUCAUCAAGCCACUGCUCUACAGCUAAAGAGAGAAUGUAAUAUUUAGGAAAACUUGGGAGGUCAGUCAGGAGGCAGGGAGUCCACGCAAAUGGCUCUUUGUCACAAUGAGCCCUUUAUUGGUGAGGCUGUAAUGGUCUCCACCUCUCACUGUAUCAGACCUAGCACCUAUUAUUAUCUUAAGCCUACAGAUCUGAACAAUUACAGGCUCUUUCCCACCCUCUCAUCACAAUGCUUCCAAAGUAAGGAGGAACUUGACUUCUGAGGUUUAUGCCUUGGUGAGAAAGGACCUUUCCCAGUAGUUCCAAGAGGGAAUUUUUGGCUUGCUGAUCUUCCCAAGUGCUGCCCACCUGACAGAGCCUAAAAGAGGCCUAUUUAGGGGACUCACACUAUCAUUGUAACUUUAGCCUAACUGGCGUUGUUAGAGUUUAGAGUUGCAAAAGCAUCAUUUUGCAAGCAUCUUAGAUAAGUAUAGAUUUAGGGCAUUUUAGGGCUCAAAGGUUAGAAAUCCUCAUGUAGGAGACAUGCUUCAUAGGUGGGGACUCUGGGGAGGGGCCCUGCCCAAGAUGGGUUCCCAUGGCCUUAUUUAUCCGUCCUUUAGUUCAGUGAUAAAGUACAGAAAGUAAACCAUUGCUUGAGCAAUCUAAAGUAAAUUAACUCUCAGGGAACCCUCUUCUGGUUCUUUACCUUGCACAAUAAAAGAACCUACAGGAUCUUGAAAGGUAGACCCCCUUGGGCCUGUACACUACAGACAUGUUUUAUUUCAACAGUGUGGUUUCAGUGCUUGAAUGCCACAAUGUAUGACCAAAGUUGGAGAAAAUGUUUCUUCUCCCAGCUUUUACAGGGUGUGAUUUUUUAAAACACUUUUAUAAUGUCCAAGGUAUAUACAAGGAUAUGUAUUGUAACAAUGCUGGGUGUGUAUAUUUUGCAAAGACUGUAGUUUCUAUGUCUUGAAAAGGAAACUAUUUUCUUAAAUUGUUUUUAUUUUACAAUUACUAAUAAAAUUAAUGUGAAAGAAA